Ilex paraguariensis (yerba mate) is the source of this 1071-nucleotide messenger RNA. The record is from the annotation of a GenBank genome assembly. Lineage: Eukaryota; Viridiplantae; Streptophyta; Magnoliopsida; Aquifoliales; Aquifoliaceae.
AUGGCUCCGGCUAGCCAGGCUGAUAAGAAGGCUGCACUUGAUGCAGCUGCAUGGAUGUUCAAUGUUGUCACUUCUGUCGGGAUAAUUAUUGUCAAUAAAGCCUUAAUGGCUACAUAUGGCUUCAGUUUUGCUACAACGUUAACUGGUCUGCAUUUUGCUACAACCACCUUGAUGACGGCUAUUCUUAGGUGGCUGGGAUACAUCCAAUCUUCUCAUCUACCCAUUUCUGAGCUUCUGAAAUUCGUUUUAUUUGCAAACUUCUCUAUUGUUGGGAUGAAUGUCAGUCUCAUGUGGAACUCGGUGGGAUUUUAUCAGAUUGCGAAGCUGACUAUGAUCCCUGUAUCCUGCUUGUUGGAAGUUGUUUUCGACAAAAUCCGAUACUCAAGGGACACAAAACUCAGCAUAGCAAUUGUUCUCCUAGGUGUUGCUGUCUGCACUGUUACUGAUGUGAGUGUUAAUGGUAGAGGUUUCAUAGCUGCCUUAAUUGCAGUUUGGAGUACUUCUCUGCAACAGUAUUACGUUCAUUUCCUUCAACGCAAAUACUCGCUUAGUUCUUUCAAUCUGUUGGGACAUACUGCGCCGGCCCAGGCUGCAUCUUUGCUGUUAUUAGGCCCCUUUGUGGAUUACUGGUUGACUAACAAGAGGGUUGAUGCUUUUGACUACAAUACUGCGUCUUUGGCGUUUAUAAUUAUUUCAUGCACAAUUGCAGUAGGGACCAACCUCAGCCAGUUCAUCUGCAUUGGCAGAUUUACGGCUGUGUCGUUCCAAGUACUUGGCCAUAUGAAAACGAUCCUUGUCUUGAUCCUGGGAUUCAUAUUCUUUGGGAAAGAAGGUCUCAAUCUACAAGUUGUCCUUGGCAUGGUCAUAGCCGUGAUUGGCAUGAUCUGGUAUGGCAAUGCCUCAUCUAAACCUGGUGGGAAGGAGCGUCGCAGCCACUCCAUUUCUAGGAGCAGCCAGCAAAAACAUGGUGGGCUAUCGGAGUCUUCCGAACUUGAUGACAAGGAAUACCGAAGGAGUGAGAUGGUUGUCUCUUACGAUGACGACCCAGGUAAGAACAUUACUUGCACUUGA